ACCCCCAACCUAGGAAUGGCCAACAUUGUGGUGAAGACCAUUUGGCAGUCCAAGGAAAUAAACGAGGCCGGAGACACACCCACAGGGAUUGAGAGUCGGGCUCAGGGCAGCAAGGAGCAGCUGGGAAAGCCUGCCAGCGUCAAGGUCUUCCCCAAAAAGAAGAAAGCCGUCUCUUUCCAUGGGUGAGAGACCUGGGAAAGGAAAGGGUGGAGGUGGAUUGAGCCCCAUUUGACCGGCGAAAGCCCCAAUCUCAACUUGAAGCGUUCUUCGGCUUGUACCAAUGUUUCUCUCCUGAACCUAACUGAUGGGGAACAUGACGAUUCCACCAUCGAGAAUGAAUCCACAGAUGAUGGGGGCCUGCCAGGGGGAGCAGUGGGAGAAAGACAGGAUUCCCCAAUUCCCAUCAAGCCAGCUUGGUCAGAAGAUGAGGAUGAUACUUCUGGCCAGCAGGAAGUGAGCAGUAGUGGCCUGUUGCGAGCCAAGGACUCCAUCACCAGCCUCAAGGAGAGGACACCCAAGGUCAAGUGCCAUGUUCACAGUCUGCAGAGUGAGUGCACGAUGUUGUGUGAAAACCUGGAGCGGUGCAGGCAGGAGGCUGAGGAUCUGGGAGAACACUGGACCCAGCUGGAGGAAAGCUGCCGAAAGGUAACCAAAUCUGUGGAGGAUGCUGAGAUUAAGACCAGCCUGCUGAAGAAAAACUCAGUCCUCCUGGAGGAGAAGCUGCAUGACUUGCAGCAAAAGGUCGAAGCAGAAGACCUUGGUCGGCCAGAGCUGGAGGAGAUCAGGAAAAGCAUGCUGGAGCUGGCCGGGUGGGCUCAGCGAGAUGGGCUGACCCAGAAGGAGGUGCUGCGGCUGCUGGCCCAGCUGGGGGUGCGCUUGGAGGGAGCGCUUCCCCAGUGGGAGAGGACCCAGGAGGAACAAGGCCGGGUGCUCAGGAUGCUUCGGGAGGAACUGGACGACGUCUCUGCCACAGCAAAGCGGACAUCGGUGUCUCUCACUCAGCUCUGUGCAGACCUGGGUGGGCUCUGGCAAGUGAAGCCACUACUGGAGGAUGUAUCCCGCCACUUUGCCACACUCAGGAACACGGAAGUGCCCGAUCGGCCUCCUCCGAGUUGUGCCAGGUGUUCCAGGUACCUAGUUCAAACCUCGGGGUCAGAACGGAGGAAUGCAGGCCAACCUGACAGUGAGAACCAAAAGGCCAGCUACAGCAUUGUGAAUGCAGAGAUGCUGCGACAGAUGGUUGAGCAGGCGAUGGCACCCGUUCUGGAGGAGCUGAAGCAGCGGGCCCCAUCAGCAGGCAUGUGCCCCAGCUGCCAGCAUUUGCAGAAGAAGAUAAUGGAUCUGGAACAGUCGGCCUUGAAGGCUCAUGCACAAACAGAAGCACUGAGUUCGAACGUGCGUCUGGCCCAGGAUGAGGCCCUGAGAGCCAAAAACUAUCUGGAGCGGACAAGGAUCGCUGUAGAGGAUAAGACCAACAGCCUGGGUUAUCUGCAGGACAAACUGAGCUCCCUCCACUCACAGCUGUCUGUGGUCUCCCAAGAAGGAAUGCCCCAGUCCCCAGCAAACGCCAUCGCUGCUUCCAUCACCCUCAGCAAGCGGAGCUCUUGCCCUGCUGAGCUGAACCGUCACCCCCAAUAAAAGAGGGAGAUGGCCAUGGCCUGCUGUUCUUUCCCCACUUAUUGGAAACCAGAUGGCAGUUUCAGCCCGGAGAAGUCUUUCCCUCUGAACAGAGUGGCCCGCUUUCUGGUGUGUUAGGCUGUGGAAAUGGCCUGGAGGACUGAAAUUGACAGUAGAAUUGACAACCUGGGAAAUAGAUAUAUUUUAUGAAAAACUGGAGUUU
Candoia aspera is the source of this 1840-nucleotide messenger RNA. Its product is annotated as testis-specific serine kinase substrate-like. Gene Ontology annotation, molecular function: protein kinase binding. The transcript has 11 exons. Lineage: Eukaryota; Metazoa; Chordata; Lepidosauria; Squamata; Candoiidae. Gene Ontology annotation, cellular component: centriole. The record is from RefSeq and is a predicted model, not a curated record.